Messenger RNA from Brenthis ino (lesser marbled fritillary), 207 nucleotides. The record is from the annotation of a GenBank genome assembly. Lineage: Eukaryota; Metazoa; Arthropoda; Insecta; Lepidoptera; Nymphalidae.
AUGGCUGAUAAACAAAAAGUAGAUCUUGGUUUGUUGGAAGAGGACGAUGAAUUUGAAGAAUUUCCCGCUGAACAUUGGGGAACAGAAGAUGCUGAUGAUGAAGAUGUGUCGGUAUGGGAAGACAACUGGGAGGAUGAUAUAGUGCAAGAUGAUUUUAGCCAACAGUUAAGACAACAGCUGGAAAAGCUCCGAGAGCAGAAUAAAACA